AGCCUUUGUGGUGCACAACGUCGUUACUGAACGUCCCGAUCCUGUAUAGAUUUUUGAUAAAGAAGCGCAAAAAGGCAUUCUCCAUUUACUUUUGUUUUUACCGUUUGCGGAAAGAUACUUAUUACCGGACUUUUUCUUGAACAAAACUCAAAGAACCCGAAAAAAAAAUGCCAUCCGAUUCGGCACCUUUUGCCGCUUCGUCUUCGUUGCACAAUGGACCCUCGUCCUCCUUGCACAAUGGAAGUGGUAAGGCGGUGCCGCUUUUGCCAGAUGUCGCGGGUGUGCAGGAUUCGGAGGCAAAGAAGGAGAAUGAGAUAAGGGUUGCUAUGCUGGGGAACCAGUGCGCGGGUAAGACAACCUUAAUCAAUGCGCUUUUGCGGGAUCAAUUUGGUGCGGUUGGGAACCAGCGCACUACUGCGGGCGUCAACUCGUAUCGGGUGACGUUGGUGCCGCAGCAGCCGACUGGGCGCUCAUUUAUCGAGGUACUUGAGUACGCCCCUGGGUUUUGCUCGCCGUGUAGUUGCUGCUUUUUUAUGUGCUCCGUUCUUUCGCUGUGUCAGCAACCAAAACGUACUGCUACUAUGCUACGGAUCAAGGCCUAAAAUUUCUUGUGCAAAAAACUAUCUCACGACGCAUUCAGGUUUUAGGUUUGAAAAGCGCGCCAGCGCGACCAGCGAAGGCAGUCCACGAGAGCGUGAAGGAGAGCGAUAAAAAGCUUCGCGUGCAGCAAAGCGAAGAUGGAGCGGGCAGCGCAUCGGUGGAGGUUGUGCAUACCUCCUUUGCAGCAGAAAUGGGCGACUUCGAUAUUGCGCGGGAUUCUUCGAUUCCUGGUGGGUGUCCGGCACUCACGCUCGUAGACUUCCCAGGUUUAAAUGGCAUCGGUGGGGAUGCUUUCAAGGCAGAGGUGGCAAAGACGCUGAAGAACUUUGACCUGGUCUUGUUGGUCGUCGACUUUCAGAAGUUCCCCAUUCCAAGUGACAGUCAGCAAUUCUCGCAAGAGGGAGAUCAGGCCGCAGGUGCUGCUGGUGCGAGCGGUGCUGAGACAGACGCUGAGGGUCUCUACGAUUUUGCAGGCAUUGAUGAUGCAGCACUGCUGAAGUGGUUCGCGAAGUUACCGAUUGAAGUUCCGGCUUGCAUUGUCAUCAACAAAGUAUAGAGUUUCCUGGAUUUUCACUUUGCCAUUUGCUAUUUCAAUUGCAGAUGUCAUCUGCAAUCUUGGUUCGUGCACUGCUUGCAAAGACACAUACAAGUGUGGCCACUACAGCGAUUAAGAUUAUCAUUAUGAAAAAUCAAUGAUUUCUACAAAUACGCUCGCACAGGUCGACGAUCACACGGUCAACGUGUUCAACGCCAACGGAAGGAAGAUAGAUUCAGACGCGCUCAAGAAAGCGGCGUGCGUUUCGGACAUCGUGCCUGUGUCGGCUCGCGCAGGUCUGGCCUGGCGGCUACCAGGAGACGCUGCGCAUGCUAUUGCAAAGGAACUUGAUCAAGGAACUUUAGAUCGUGUCGUGGGGGAAACCGGCAUGACGUUGACCGAACUAGCUGAGAUGAAGCCAGAGCAGAAAGCCGACAAAUGCGCCAACUUUCUGAGAAAGCUGCAGCCAACGAAGCGGGCGGAGCUGGAGGAGAAGAGCGGGAUGCCCAGGCUGCUCAGCGUCUUGGAGAAGACCAUCGGGGGAGCGAGCCAGCGCAAGGUGCUGGCGCUGCAAAUUCAGCGGGAACUGCAGGCGCUCUCUAUUGAUGAGACCGUGACGCUGGAGAGCCUGCAUAGCUACUACAAGCGAUCGGCGGUUCUCGGAGUCCGUAACGCAGUGGACUAUCGCGAAAAGUUUUUCGAGCUAUUCGAGUUUCGGUGCGCGCAGGCGUUGACAGCUUUCCGGGUGCGACCCCAGAAAGAAACACUAAGCAGCCUGACCAAGCUGGUGUCCGACAUGUGCGUUGAGUUUGUUGAUUUGCAGAAUGGAAUGCGACUGGGCCCGGAUAAAUUGCGAGACGCUGUUUUCCAGCUGUUGACGAACGUUCUGAAGCACUUUGUCGAAGCCUACCUUGCACUGCUGGUCCGCGAGGGGAACGAUUGCGGUUGGGGUAGCAGUUCUAACAAGACAAAACUCGGCAAGGGUCUGAAGGACAAGUGGGAAGCUUUACUGCUCCACAUGCGCUGCAACAUCAGUACUUACUUUCACGCCAAUCAGUCUAGGGUGUUCAGAAGCCUGUCUGCUGCAUGGACCAUGACUACCGAGCAAGUUCUGGAUCGUCUGCGUAAGGACAAGACGGCGAAGCGCAACAAAAUUACGAAUAUUUCUUUCGCCAACAACGCUUACGAAACGAAAGAGGUCUCUACCUUCGCCGACGCAAUCUCGGCCUUCGAAGAGCUGUGCCAAAAAUGUGUCACCGUUACCGGAAAAAGUAUUCCGCAAAUCUCUGCGGAGACAGCGGCUGAAAGGGAGAAAGCCGUGCUUGGGGGCGGCGUGCAGAAACGAAAUCGUGAUUCCGACAACGAAGAGGAAGAUGAACACGGGACCAAACGCCAGCGCGUAGACGGCGAGGGAGAAGAUGAGGAGUACGAGGAAUACAUGAUGGUGAUGGAUCAAUAGCGGUGCUUUUAUUCCCAACAAAAUCGUACCUUUAUAAAUAAUAGAUUACGAAAAUACAAGCAUAUUUCAUGUCCACGCGCAAAUUUGUGCGAACGCUUUACUUGAGAUUGAAGAGUCAUUGCCAGAAUAGAUGAACAAAGAAUUCACCAAACGAAAACACAAACGAGUUGCGUGCGACGCAUACAGUUAUUUAGAACUGAUCUACCAGCGCAGAAAUAACCAUGGUAUGCCAGUAUCAAGAAGACUUGCUUGACGAUACCCCCACUCUUUUUCACUUGAACUUCCGCGCCCGAUUUCCACGGAGUCAAAAACUGAAUCUCAUCGCUGAGACAGCUCACCUUAACAGAUGAGCAAUCUGAAACAGAGGUUCUACGCCUAAGCGAUCAUGGAUGCGGUAAAAG
Amoebophrya sp. A120 is the source of this 2995-nucleotide messenger RNA. NCBI's taxonomy places the organism in Eukaryota, Dinophyceae, Syndiniales, Amoebophryaceae. The record is from the annotation of a GenBank genome assembly.